Molecule: messenger RNA, 1662 nt
Organism: Rhagoletis zephyria (snowberry fruit fly)
Lineage: Eukaryota; Metazoa; Arthropoda; Insecta; Diptera; Tephritidae
Source: RefSeq, a predicted model, not a curated record
GGCCAACAAAAAUUAAACAACGUUAUUUUGACUAAAAUAUUAUAGCCGGUUCUUAUAGGAUUUUUCCCGUACAAUCCGAAUCCGAAUAUUAGAUUGGCUCUAGUUUUCGAGCAACUUAGGUUUAAAGGUGCCGAAAACGCAUUUUGGAUAUUUUUGAGCCUCUGUAAAACAUUAAAUUGAUGCAAUAUAUAUAUCUGUGCGGGAGGAUGUGAAAGCCUAAACACUGCCCUUUAAUACUCAAAAUCAAAAAAUUAUGGUGAAAGGGUUAACGGCCUUUAUCCAUAUACUGCAGAAAUUCCUGUACCAAUAUUUGAAGUACAACUCGAGGUUUCACGGAUAAAUCACCAAAUACCGAUGGACACUGACUCUAGCAGUGGAAAUGAAGAUGAGGAAGAUACGUUUAAACUCAAGUUGCUUGAAAACUAGAGCCAAUUACAAAUUUUCAACAUCAGAUUCGGGUUCUACGGGACAAAUCCUAUAAGGAUUGGCUGUAAUAUUUUAGUCUACAUAAAUUUUGCUGGCCUGUGUUCUGUUCUCUUACUUAGGGUUUACACCGGACAAUACUGUCAUGACAAUAGCAACACAUGCACACUUUUUCACUAAUACAUGCAUACAUUUCCAAUUGUCUCAAUCACUGUCUUGAUUAUUUUCAAGACAGUAAAUCGGACAAUGAUUUGACGUAUGCAGACAAUAAUUUUGACAUCUUUUGCAAGAAAGAAGAGAAAUUAAUAACAAAUGAACUAAUAGCGUUUUCUUUUCUCACAAAAAAUUUUACCCUCAUAAAUGGCAAUAUUCUCUUUGCGUCACACCCAUCCCUAAAAUAUGGUAACAUUAAUUGCGCAAGAAAAGGAGGUUACCCUGGAUAUCAGCUGAUGCUAUUAACCAAAAAAUACAAAUUUCGCUAAAUAGAAAAUAAAUCGCUUUAUUAAAAUGGAAGCAAAAAAGGAAAGCCCAUUAUUUAAAACAUUGCAGCUUUGGGCAGAUGGAGAGAGCCGGCUCCUUCUUGAUAGAUACGCGCACUACUUACCUGAUAUUGGCCCCAUGAAAACGUUGAAAAAUAAGAAGGAAAUGUGGAUAAAAAUUUCAUCAGAAAUUGAAGGCAAAAGUCCUAAGCAGUGCGAGGAACGGUACAAAACAAUUAUAAGAAGAAAGAAAGCCGCUGUGGAAAAUAACAACACAUCCGGAGCAAAAAGGCAAAAAAUUGACUUCGAGCGCGAGCUCGAUGAAAUAUGUAAGCUGGAUGACUCGAUCGAGCCCAAAAUCCAGAUAAGCAGCCAGAAUGUUUUACGAAAAAGUGCCUUUAAUGAAAGUGUUGUGAAAUACGAAAAAAAGGAAAAGAAAACUGUACAAGAGACUUUGAUGGAGAUAGCGCAAAAUAAGGAGGAAGCCCGGGAGAGACGACACAAAGAAAAAAUGAACUUAAUUCAAAACUUACUGGGAAAGAUGGUAGAAGACAAAAAGUAUUAAUCCCGCACCUACAGUUGUCCACGUAAUAAUAGGAGUGCGAAAUUUUUUCCAGUUUUGACUACUUUUCUUUUGUUUAUUAAAUAUUUUUUUUUUUAUGUUUAUAGAAGUUUAGUUGGUUAUACAGCAAACACCAUAUAAGUAAACAUUGCUAACUUUGUACAAAAAUUUUAAAAAUUCUGCAAAGGUUCAAAAAUU